Messenger RNA from Nicotiana attenuata, 1578 nucleotides. RefSeq names its product la-related protein 6C. The transcript is spliced from 10 exons. Gene Ontology annotation, cellular component: nucleus. NCBI's taxonomy places the organism in Eukaryota, Viridiplantae, Streptophyta, Magnoliopsida, Solanales, Solanaceae. The record is from RefSeq and is a predicted model, not a curated record. Gene Ontology annotation, molecular function: mRNA binding. Bases 67 to 1299 code for a protein of 410 amino acids.
AUCUUCAAGAAAAAUUGAUAGACAAAAAGAAAAGAAGAAAAACAAAACUGAAAUUUUUAAUUAAUAAUGGCACAACUGCAACGUCCUGAGAAAGUUGAUGAAUGUAUUCAAGAAACUACACAAUUUGAAACUAAGGAUGUUAGCAAAACCAGUAAUAAGAAUAAUAAGGAGGAUACUGCCUCCUUUAAAUUCAAUGUCCAAGCCCCUGAGUUUGUGCCAAGAUCUCAUACUACUACAACCCCAAUUUCAAGUUACUUUUACCCAUAUUUCCAGUAUCUUUCUGGGGGUACUGCUGCUUCUGAUUGGUUAUACGUAGGUGAUCAAGAUACUAUUUCCUAUGUUCCCAAUCAAAAUUUCUCUGCUGUUGGCCAGACUCAGAAAGAUGUCCUUCCUGAAGAGGUCAAGAACAAGAUCAUUAAACAGGUUGAAUACCAACUUAGCGACAUGAGCUUGCUGGCAAAUGAGAACUUAUUGAAACAGAUGAAUAAGGACCCUGAAGGCUUUGUCCCAAUUUCUUCUGUUUCGACUACAAAGAAAAUCAAGUCCCUCAUCACCAACCAGCAGACACUUGCUCAUGCCCUCCUGUCCUCUACAAAACUGAUUGUAAGCAAUGAUGGCAAGAAGGUUAAAAGAAGAAUUCCAUUUACUGAUAAGGAUAAAGAAGAUUUGCAGUUACGGACAGUUGUUGCUGAGAAUUUACCAGAUGAUCACUCUCAUCACAACAUUGAGAAAAUAUUCAAGGUAGCUGGAAGUGUCAAAACCAUCCGCGUAUGCCAUCCCCAGGAUCCAAACUCAUCGCGUGCUAGAGGAGACAUUGGCAUUAGCAACAAGCUCCAUGCACUGAUUGAGUUUGAGAAUCCUGAAGCAGCAGAGAGAGCAGUAGAGAAGUUAAAUGAUGAAAGGAACUGGAGAAAGGGCCUAAGAGUGAGAUUGCUCCUUAGACGUUCACCAAAGUCUGUUCUAAAGAGCAGGAAGUCGGAUUUUGAUGGGUGUUUUGAUGAUGAAGAUUCUGAAUUGACUGAAGACUCUGAUGGCAAUAAUGUUGAAGAAAGCAUGGCAACAAACAAGAAAGCAUGGAAUAAAGGGCGUGGGAAAUUAAGAUCACGUACUCAAAUUUAUGGGGGACGGGGACUGCUUGCUGCACUUCCACAAUGCAACAGUAGUCCUAGCCUAAGUGAAGGACUAGUGAGACAGGUUACAAAAGGGCCAAGAAUGCCAGAUGGAACUAGAGGUUUUACCAUGGGAAGAGGGAAGCCUCUCACUAGUACUAAUGUUCAAUCCAGAGUACAUGUGGCCUAAAUGGAAUUUUGAUCAAUUUUCCGUUGGUUGCUAUGCUCUAUUCUUUAGAAAAUAGUCACCAAUUUUUUUGGGGGAUUUCAGAGUUUAAUUUUUGAGAAAUCAAGAAAAUAAUGUUAUGUUCUAGUUUUUCCAACUGUUUUGAGCAUUGAUUCAUUCAACAACAUAUAUAGCAGUAUAUAGGUCCUAUGGUCCAUGACGAAGGUCAUGGGCUUUCCCUUGAGACUAUUAGUAACUUGUUUUUGUCCUGGAAUUAUACAUCUGAGAUUUUGAUUCAGCUUC